AUGGCCGUCUCAAACGACAGCGAAAAUAGUUUUAACGGCCACCCGAGACUAUGCGAAUCGCAUAUUUGCCAGCAAAAUGGCAAUAUCACUUUCAACGAGACCUUUGACAAUUUCUCGAGAUUCCUCCCAUUCUCCUGCUCCUCUACAAAGGAAUCUGAAAUAUUCUUCACUUCUUUCACGUUUCACUUUUGCGUUUAUUUCAUGUACAGUGUCAUUUUUGUCAUCGCGCUCUUCGGUAAUGGAUUGGUGUGCUAUGUCAUCAGUAAUUCGCCCCAAAUGAAGACAGUGACGAACUUCUUCAUUGCAAACUUGGCGAUUGGCGAUAUCAUGAUGACCAUAUUCUGUGUGCCAUUUUCAUUUGUGUCCAUGCUGGUUUUGCGGUACUGGCCGUUUGGCGGCGUCAUGUGUAAGGUUGUUAAUUUUUCCCAAGCUGUCUCAGUACUAGUUAGUGCGUAUACGUUGCUAGCUAUAUCUGUGGAUCGUUAUAUUGUGAUAACGCAGCCGUUAAAACCUCGGCUUGGGAAGACGGCGGCAAAGCUUGUCAUUAGCGGGGUAUGGAUUGGGGCCAUGAUUACGGCGACACCAAUCUUCGUAGUAUCGCGUCUGCAGAGACCCUCUCUUUGGCACGAAGUCUGCGAAUUGGAUAUCUGUUCAGAGAUCUGGUUGGACCAUAAACAGAGCGAGAGGUACACCUGUGCUUUACUGACCUUACAAUUUCUGCUACCUCUUACUGCGUUGGUGUGCACUUACACAAGGAUCGCAUACGUGGUAUGGGGGGUUCGACCUCCGGGCGAGGCUGAAGUGAAUAGAGAUUCUCGUAUACAACAUUCCAAGAGAAAGAUGAUCAAGAUGAUGGUGACAGUUGUAACUGUGUUCACGAUAUGCUGGCUACCACUCAACGUCUUCUUGAUGUUGUGGAGUGCCCACGAAAACGACGACGAAUGGACGGCUUGGCAAGGAAUGCCAUACGUGUGGUUCGCGAGUCAUUGGCUGGCCAUGUCUCACUGCUGCUAUAACCCAGUCAUCUACUGCUACAUGAACUCCAGAUAUCGACGUGGAUUCCAGCAGGCUCUCAGGACACUGUUCUGCCGCUAUAAGAAGUCCGUGGGCUGUCCAAAUCAUCGAUCGAGCGUUUGCGAAGCUGUUCCUAUGUCUGAACUAAAUGCCAACGGAAGGCUGUAUCGCCAAGGGACCUGCGUUUGCCGCCAAAGAAACAUCGGCAGCGGAAAAACAACCACAUCCAUUAAACAUACGAUCUCAUUGAACCCGAAUGUAACGACUAGAAAUGCCUCCCUAACCGCACAUUCGCGACUCUUCAAUUAG
Molecule: messenger RNA, 1323 nt
Organism: Leptosia nina
Lineage: Eukaryota; Metazoa; Arthropoda; Insecta; Lepidoptera; Pieridae
Source: the annotation of a GenBank genome assembly